GAGAGUGACACACUGACAAGCUUUUGUGCUUUUCAAUGAGGAAACUGAAGCAUUUGACAUCUGGGGGACUUCUGAGGACACACGCCUGGGAGACUGCUUCAAGACCCGGCAUGAAUUUACAGAGCGGUGUGUGCAGCAGGAGGAGCGGCGACUGAGAAGUUUAAAUAAAGCUCAUCUGCUUUAUCAGGAUGGGCUGCGCUUGCAGUGGCCAGACACAAGUGAAUGAUAAGCUCUACAAAGGAAAACCCAACUCUCAGGCCUCCCACCUGUCCAACCACAUCGGGCGAAGUGGAAACACAUUAGCGGAAAACGAUGAAGUUGUGUUCGUGGCGCUGCAUGACUUCAAAGGGACAAACGACAGCGAUCUACCUUUCAAAAAGGGAGACAAACUGAAGGUUUUACAAGAAAAUGGAGAGUGGUGGGUGGCUCAGUCGCUGCUGACUGGACAGGAGGGCUUCAUACCCUGUAAUUAUGUCGCCCGAGCAGAUACACUGGAGGUGGAGAAGUGGUUUUUCAAAGACUUGAGUAGAAGAGAGACUGAACGCCUGCUUUUAGCGCCCGGAAACAAACCAGGUGCCUUCCUAGUCCGAGAAAGUGAAACAUGUAAAGGGUCCUUCUCUCUGUCGAUCAAAGAUAAUGUAUUAGAACAUGGUGAUGUAGUUAAACACUACAAGAUCCGCUGUCUGGACAAAGGUGGCUACUACAUCUCGCCCUCCAACGCGUUUCCAUCCCUACAGGAGCUGGUCAAAUACUACAGCCGGACAUCAGACGGUUUGUGUCAGCGUCUGUACGCCCCCUGUAAACCCAAAGCCCCCCAGCAGCCGUGGGCUCAGGACGAGUGGGAGAUUCCCAGAGAGACCCUGAAAAUGGUGAAGAAACUGGGGGCCGGGCAGUUUGGAGAAGUGUGGAUGGGUUUCUAUAAGAGCACGCAGAAAGUCGCUGUCAAGACGUUAAAGGAGGGAACGAUGGAGCCUGAGGCCUUUCUCCAGGAGGCCAACCUGAUGAAGAAGCUGCAGCACGAGCGCCUGGUGCGCCUCCACGCCGUGGUCACCAAAGAGCCCAUUCUUAUCGUCACUGAGUUCAUGAUCCACGGUUGUCUCCUGGACUUUCUAAAAACAGACCUAGGAAAAAAGCUGAAGCUCAAUAAGCUGAUCGACAUGUCGGCGCAGAUAGCUGAGGGCAUGGCGUACAUAGAGAAGAAUAACUACAUCCACAGAGACCUGCGUGCAGCCAACAUUCUCGUGAAUGAGACCCUGCACUGUAAGGUUGCAGACUUUGGCCUGGCCAGGAUCAUCGAGACAGAAUACACAGCUCAGGAAGGUGCCAAGUUUCCCAUCAAAUGGACGGCUCCAGAGGCCAUCAACUAUGGCACCUUCAGCAUCAAAUCAGACGUGUGGUCGUUUGGGAUCCUGCUCACAGAGAUAGUCACUUAUGGAAGAAUCCCCUACCCAGGUAUGACUAACCCAGAGGUGAUCAGGUGUCUGGACAGGUCGUACAGGAUGCCGUGUCCCGACGGCUGCCCUGAUGAACUCUUCGACAUUAUGAUGAUAUGCUGGAAGCAGAAACCCGAGGACCGGCCCACUUUUGAGUUUUUGCAGAGCACGCUCAACGACUUCUUUAUCGCCACGGAGGGACAAUAUGAGAUGCAGCCAUGAUUGAAGCAGAAGUGUCCUGCCCAUAACGAGAAAUGUGAGACUCGAAUGCAAGAGGAGGGCCAACCAUAUACACAUUAUAAUAAAGGGCAUUUUCUAGGUCUACCGUUUGAAGGAUUGCAAAAGAUAUGAAGGACAUCGGAGAUGAGAUUGUCUUGGCUGGAAAUCUUCAAUAAAAAGUUGUAUUCUAUGACUGCAGCAGCUACUGAAUAUUCAGGAACAUCAUAAGGACUGAUAUGAAAUAUAUGAUUGCUAAAAGGAAUAUGGAAAUAUUAUUACCCUACAUGCAUGAUGUUUAAAGCCUUUGGUCCUGAGGAAGUUUACAGAGUUGAUAUUAUAUUAUUUUGCGUGGUACAGAAGCGAGCAGCCUGAGAUGCACAAUAUUUUGCACAUUUUUUAAUUCAGCAUUUACAUACAGAGGCUUUCUAAAUAAAAUACAUAUAAAU
Molecule: messenger RNA, 2098 nt
Organism: Notolabrus celidotus (New Zealand spotty)
Lineage: Eukaryota; Metazoa; Chordata; Actinopteri; Labriformes; Labridae
Gene: blk
Product: BLK proto-oncogene, Src family tyrosine kinase
Exons: 14
Coding region: 189-1655 (488 amino acids)
Biological process (GO): cell differentiation; cell surface receptor protein tyrosine kinase signaling pathway; innate immune response
Cellular component (GO): extrinsic component of cytoplasmic side of plasma membrane
Molecular function (GO): ATP binding; non-membrane spanning protein tyrosine kinase activity; signaling receptor binding
Source: RefSeq, a predicted model, not a curated record